Messenger RNA from Astrephomene gubernaculifera, 1324 nucleotides. Lineage: Eukaryota; Viridiplantae; Chlorophyta; Chlorophyceae; Chlamydomonadales; Astrephomenaceae. The record is from the annotation of a GenBank genome assembly.
CACUCGCCGUUGCCAAGAUGAAAGUAUACAUUGACAUUGAUAUCGGCGAUGCCGCUCGCUAUGCGACGGACUUUGCUGCGUACCAACGCGCAUCCGAUUGGCUGUCGGCUGUAGGCGCACAGUACGGGCUAAGCGGCAAGGUCGAGGAGUUGGAUGAGGACGCCGCGAGCACGCUUCUUGAAGCCUACGCAUCGGACCCGACGUGGGCCAAUAAAGGCGAGGCUUCAACGAAAAAGCCGGCGCCUAUACGUGCCGGCCGCAUCGUAAUUGAGCUCUUUGAGAAGGAGGUACCCAAGACGGUAGAGAACUUCAGGUGCUUGCUGACAGGAGAAAAGGGGCUGGGCAAGGCUAGCAAGAAGCCCCUUCACUACAAGGGCUCUAAGUUCCACCGGAUAGUUAAGGGCUUCUGCUGCCAGGGGGGCGACAUCGUGCGAGGCGACGGCUCCGGCGGAGACAGCAUCUACGGCGGCCAGUUCAAUGACGAGAAGCCGGGGCUGAAGUUGAAGCACGAGGGGGCGGGCUGGCUCAGCAUGGCUAACAGCGGCAAGAACACCAACACCAGCCAGUUCUUCUUCACACUCGCAGCUGCGCCCCAGUGCGACGGCAAGCACGUUGUGUUCGGAAAGGUCCUGGAGGGACUCGACAUCCUGGCACGCAUAGAUGCGGAGGCUGCAAGUCCGGACGGCUCACCUCGCGUGGACGUCACAAUCGCAGACUGCGGAGUGCUGCCAUGAUACGACAGCUGGACAGCUGCUGCCGUACAGCAACUGCCUGAUAUUACAUGUAACGGCCUGCUUGUAGUACAACUGUACAAGUCGUACUCGUACGAACGCCGUGCAACGAUGUACCGACGGCUGGCAAGUGACAACGGCAGACGGUGUGUCAGCGGGCCUCCGCUGUCCGUUCCUGCGUUGCUGGUAAUACUGCGGUGGUGGAAAGAAUGUGCCCGUGGGCAGGAAGCGGUGGCAAGCCAAGCACUUGCACCGGUACUUGCAGUGAUAGACCGUUGGGGUCGGUUAGGAGAGUUCGUAGGUCUGUCGGGCCCCAGCGGUACCUGGUAGCAGUGGCGCUGUUCGGGCCCUACGUUCGCAAGGGAAGGCGCCAAGCGGGCGCUGGGGGAAGGGAAUGGGGACGUCAUGGAAGUAGGGAUGGGAUGAAGAUGUGCAUUUGCAGAGGAUCCCAUCGACAUUUGCAUUUGCAGAGGAUCCCAUUCGACACAUCGAGUGCAUGAUCUCAUCGGGCAACGUUGUGACGUGAAGAGUCGGAGUGUUGCACGUUCAAACAGUGGGAAAGGAGAGUGGGAAAGGAGCAACCAGUUCGUAGC